Acanthosepion pharaonis is the source of this 1281-nucleotide messenger RNA. The record is from the annotation of a GenBank genome assembly. Lineage: Eukaryota; Metazoa; Mollusca; Cephalopoda; Sepiida; Sepiidae.
AUGCGCCCUAAAUGUUUGUCCGAGUUUAUUGGACAACAAGAGUCUUUGGGUGAAGAGUGUUUCUUACGGAGAGUUUUGUUGACAAAUUCAGUACCGCCUUCCAUCUUAUUUUGGGGACCCCCUGGAUCUGGGAAGACAACUCUUGCUAAGAUGAUUGCCAAACACUGCAAGGAGAAUGCCUUGACAAAAUUCACCUUAUUAUCAGCAACCAACUCUGGUGUCAAUGAUGUGAAGAAAGUGGCUGAAGCAGCUAAAAAUGACAUGAAAAUAUUCAAGAUGAAAACCAUUCUUUUUAUUGAUGAAAUACAUCGUUUUAAUAAAGUGCAACAGGAUAGUUUGUUGCCUUAUGUAGAAGAUGGAACCUUAAUAUUAUUUGGAGCAACAACUGAAAAUCCUUCGUUUCAUUUGAAUUCUGCUCUUCUCAGUCGUGUUAAGGUGAUUGUUUUGGAGAAACACUCAGUGGAAAAUAUAAUAUCCAUAAUAAAUAACAUUUUGCAACAUUUGGGUAUAAGGUGCUUCUCUGAUGAAUCAGAAAUAGAUGAACUUCUGACUAGUAAUGAUGAUAGGCCAAAUAUAUGGAUAAGUCAGAAGGCUGUUAAAGAAGUUUCCUUUAUAUGUGAUGGUGAUGCUAGAGUGGCAAUUGGCAGUCUUCAAUUGGCAAUACAGAACAAAUUGUUAGAAGCCAAAUUAAAUAAAACCAACAUAGACCACACCAAGAUUAUUAUUGAUGUUGAUUGUAUGAAGGAAGGUUUAAAAAAAUCUUACAUUGCUUAUGACAAGAAUGGUGAGGAGCAUUACAACUGUGUGUCUGCUCUUCAAAAGUCCAUUCGUGGUUCUGAUGAAAAUGCUGCGCUAUACUGGAUGGCUCGAAUGCUUGAAGGUGGGGAAAACCCAUGCUAUAUUGCACGGCGUCUUGUGCGUACAGCAGCUGAAGACAUAGGUCUUGCAGAUCCCCUGGCUUUGAACCAAGCAGUAUCAGCUUACCAAGCCUGUACAUUUAUUGGAAUGCCAGAGUGUGAUGUAAUCUUGGCCCAAUGUGCUGUUUAUUUGGCUCGAGCCCCCAAGUCUAUUGAAGUAUAUUCUGCCUAUAAGAAAGUCAAACAGUCUGUUCACCAACAUAAAGGACCUUUGCCUCCAGUACCUCUGCAUCUCAGAAAUUCACCAACUAAAUUGAUGAAAUCUCUUGAUUAUGGCAAGAAUUACAUCUACACUCCUAAUGAUCCAUCAGCUAAACAGACAUUCCUUCCAGAUGAACUUUUAGAUGUGGACUUUUUUAAUUGA